Molecule: messenger RNA, 2074 nt
Organism: Pelobates fuscus (common spadefoot toad)
Lineage: Eukaryota; Metazoa; Chordata; Amphibia; Anura; Pelobatidae
Product: E3 ubiquitin-protein ligase TRIM65-like
Exons: 6
Coding region: 277-1842 (521 amino acids)
Molecular function (GO): protein binding
Source: RefSeq, a predicted model, not a curated record
UGCUUGAGUUUUACUUUCAUUUCUCCACUCAGCUUUAAGAUUCUAUUUCCCUUUACUACUAUUCUCUGCCCUUUCCUUCUAUACCUGAAGGAAUACAUUUUAGAAUAGCUCAUCUGCAUGAAUGGAACUCAUUCGCCUCUGCAAUAUUUUACAUAACAAAUUAUAAAUAACUCUAAACGUUUACCCCUAUUAGUUUCCAGCACCUUGGCUUUGCAUUUCCUCAGUAAUCUCGCUAUAUAUAUUUAUAUAUUUUUUUUUUCUUUUCUUAUCUGCAGAAUGUCAGAAUUAGGCAAAAUUCCAGAAUCUCUACCGGAUAAAUUAAACUGCAGUAUCUGUCUGGAGAUAUUCACCUUACCACUGUCAUUACCAUGUGGACAUAACUUUUGCCAGCGCUGUAUCCAUGAAUACUGGGAUAAACAAGGAGUGCAGAUGACUUUCUACGACUGUCCUGUGUGCAGGGAGAAAUUUGAGAAGCGCCCAGAACCCAUGAAGAAUGUCGAUCUCUGUGAAAUAGUGCAGUAUGUGAAGGAGAUGCGACAUUUGGGAGCCCCCUUCAGAUCAGAAAACAAGACUGAAGACUUAAGGGAGACAUGCCCCAGGCACAACCGAGAGCUCAGUAUGUUCUGUUGCACUGAAAAGAGGUGUAUCUGUCAGGAGUGCAUUGUAAAAGGCUGCAAGGGUCAUGAGUUGGAGCUUAUUGAAACUGAAACACAGAAAGAAAAGAAAAGGCUCUCAGAAGUUCUGCUUGCUAAUAGCAAUAACAGGAAGCAGACUGAAGGAAAGAUUGCAAAUCUGGACCAAACUGUAGAAAACAUUAAGGCUUCAUGUGAUAAGACUGUUUCAGGCAUAUCAUCACAAUUUGACCAGCUGAAAGAAAUGCUUAAUGUAUCCUUCAAUCUGGCCAUAGAGUCAAUGAGGAACGAAGAGAAGGUAGUACUGGGGCAGGCACAAACAAACCGGUAUCAUUUACAGAGGCAUUUGGAGGCACUACAGCAGUACAAGAAGGAGGCAGAUCAGUUGCUUCAAAACCCUGACAAUGUUGCAUUCCUACAGGGUCUUCCCAACAUUGUCUCUCCAGGUUCUGCCCCUGUUUUGGAAGACUUACCUCCUUGUGGAACCUCACAGCUGAAUGCAGUGACCACGAUCUUACCUGAAAUUACUAAGCUCCUAAAAGUGAACCUGCCCAAUGCUAUUUUCCCAGCUAUGCCACAAGCUGGGAGUGAAGAGUCUCAGCCAUCAACGUCGCCUGCAAAACCAUUGGCAAGGGAUUCACAUGUCAUGAGUGAGCUUAGAGAACAAAUGUACCAAGAUUAUCGUAAUCUGACGUUUGAUCCUAAAAGCGCCUAUAAAUAUAUUCAACUUUCAUGCCAAAAUAUGAAAGCUGAUCAUAAGAGCAAUAUUCCACAGACAGCCAUGCCCGAUUCACCAAAACGUUUUCGAACCUGGCAGGUGUUCUGCAGUGAAGGAUUCUCCGAAGGCCACCAUUACUGGGAAGUGGAGAUCUCCCAAUUCUUUGUACGAGUGGGCAUAGCCUACAGCGGUCUACCACGAACAAAUGAUGAAAGGAGUGAAAUUGGUCGUAAUCAAUUCUCCUGGAGCCUAAAUGUGCUAAGCACCAGACACUCAGCUUGGCACGAUAACCAGGAGCAGAGGCUUCAUAAAUCACAGUACCGCAAAAUUGGGAUCAGCCUAGACAUCACAGCUGGCAGUCUCACUUUCUAUGGCGUCAAAUAUGGUGGUUUAGAGCAUAUCUAUUCUUUCACCUGUAUUUUCACCAACACACUGUACCCGGUAUUCUGGAUUGGAGAGGACACCGUUGUUAAACUAUGCCAUAAGACCUGAAUUUCAAAAACUAUGUAGAAUUCUUCUUGCAGACAAUUUAACCCCAAGAAUUGGUUAGUUGGCUGAUUUACAUCUACAUUUACUUUGUCGUGUGUAUCAGAGACCUUUUUAGCUUUAUCAUCUGGUGUAUUCUGGUUGGAUUCUAAGUGUUGCAGGUAUGUACUUGGCUCACGUUAAAUUUUCUGUUGCCAUCAUUAUGGGCUACCAAAAUAAUAAACAAACACAAUAUUAA